UAGAAUUUAUGAGAUUUUGGUUUUUUUCUGGUGUUGAUUUUUUACCCGAGUGACUUUUAAUUUUCCCAUUAAUUGAUUGUUGAUUAUUAGUUUGUUUUGCGUUAAUUAAUAACCUAGUUGAUUGUUUCUUUAUCAAUAUGGCUGCCCAAAUGUUUUCUCGUCAAUUGCGAUCCCUGAUGAGUCAAAUGAGUCGAGAUGUGAUUAGACCAACAUUGAGACGUCCUCUAAACACUUCUAUAUUCCAAGCAAGUCAAAGGUUGAAUAUUGAUUGUUUUAAACCAUCCGACAGGAUUAACCGAUUAUCUUAUCGACUUCAUAUGGGUUUGUCCGAAAGAAAUAGACCUAAAUUGGAACCAGCAGUGAUUGAGCAAAGAGUAAUGAAAAUUUGCAAGGCCCAUGAUCGCAUUGAUGGUACCAAGUUACUUAGAGUGGAUUCAGUGUUGAAAACAGUUUCUAGACAUUAUGGACACAAACCUCCUCUUACUUACGAUUUCAUUCGUGAACGAGUUCUUCUUGUCCUCAGAUUAUACGACAAAAUUGACCCAACCAAGCUUACACUGGAAGCACAUUUUAUGAACGAUUUGGGAUUGGAUUCAUUAGAUCAUGUAGAGGUUAUUAUGGCCAUGGAAGAUGAAUUCCAAUUUGAAAUUCCUGACAGAGAUGCUGAAAAGUUACUCAGACCGAUCGAUAUUGUUAAAUAUGUGGCUGAUAAAGAUGAAGCAUAUUUUGAAUUACAAGAUACCCAUGAAUACCCUAAAUAACAAGUUAAACAUUUAAUGGCCAGUUUUGUGUACAAAACAAAGAUCCUUACAGAAUUCUGGUUCUAAACGUUAUCAAUUGUUUAAUUUAAACAAAAGUGGAUGGAAAACAAAAUCCAAAAGCCAAAAGUACUAAUAAUAAGAUCCAACAUUUGUGUUUUCUUUGUAAAAAAACAACAACACCAACAACAACAUGGAAUAUAGAAUGGAAUUUGGAAACAAUGAUUUAAAUAUGUAGUCUAAAUGUUUCAAUCAAUUAAAUAAAAAACAUAACAAUAAAUAGAAAUAUUAAUUAA
Molecule: messenger RNA, 1054 nt
Organism: Panonychus citri (citrus red mite)
Lineage: Eukaryota; Metazoa; Arthropoda; Arachnida; Trombidiformes; Tetranychidae
Gene: ND-ACP
Exons: 3
Coding region: 138-761 (207 amino acids)
Biological process (GO): fatty acid biosynthetic process
Cellular component (GO): mitochondrion
Molecular function (GO): acyl binding; acyl carrier activity
Source: RefSeq, a predicted model, not a curated record